Messenger RNA from Strongylus vulgaris, 393 nucleotides. The record is from the annotation of a GenBank genome assembly. Lineage: Eukaryota; Metazoa; Nematoda; Chromadorea; Rhabditida; Strongylidae.
AUGCUGGGACCACACCAUAUUGAAAACUUCCUCUUGGACUCGGAGCAGCGCGGGCUUAUACCUCGUGCUUGCGAAGCUUUGUUCACAAAAUUGUGCACUAGAGCUGCGGAGGCAAGCAAAAUCAUUUUUAGUCAACUAUACAAUGAAGAAUUUUAUGACCUUCUUGGAAACUCUCAACAGAAAUUAGCCAUACGCAGUGAUUCAAAGAUAGUGCAACUUCUUGGCGUUUCCGAGCAUUCCGUUCAAUCUGGUAUUGAUAUGAUGAGAAUCCUCGAAAUUGGAUGGGAUGCGAGACGAACGGCAGAAACAGCAAUGAACCGCGAGUCUUCGCGAUCUCAUGCUAUUUUCAUUGUUGAGGUACUAGCAUGCAUAGCAAAUCCACAUUUAUCCUGA